AUGGAUGCAUGCAGGGUAUGCAGAUCGGAAAAACAUACCGGUGUUUAUUAUGGAGCCUUUGUAUGCAGUGGUUGCAAAGUGUUCUUCAUGCGUACCGUGGUAGCCGGGAUUGGAUUUGUAUGCCACGCGGGAGGGAUUUGCGCGAAUCCCCAAGACAUUAUCAAGUGUCGAGCGUGCCGCUUUGGGAAAUGCGGUCAAGUGGGGAUGAGAGCCGACUUGGUUGGGAUCCGGGCAAAUCGACGAUAUAACGAUACUGGAGCGGGUGCACUUGGAGACGCAAAUUCGCCCGAGCAGCCUUCGACAUCGAGAGACACAAACUCAUCAGACAAUGGCCAACCAACAGCCGUUGUCCCCUACUUUGACCGCAGCUAUACCAGCAUCUACUUGCAGGAUUCAUUCACAAGAUCACCCCCGGUUGGAUUGUCAUUUACGGCAUUACUACGUGAUGGUCUCAAAGAGCCGAUACGGCUAGCUGAGAGGCUAUUUGCCUUGGAAAUGUACUGUAACUUUGAUGCUGGGAGCUUGCAUUUGGAUGACGAAGAGCCUUGCUUUACAUAUGCGGUCUCGCUGGCUGAUGCUGUGACGAAUCCGAUGGCGGUAUGCUUGCGGACACCGGCCUUCUACAAAACUUCCCGAUCUCCUCGCAGCACCUUGGAUUACGCCCGAAUUUUCCACCGUAGCGCCGUGUAUUAUUUGGAUUGGGUGGCUGCAUGUCCGGAAAUUCAUAUAAUGUCACCGAGGGAUCAGUUAACCCUAAUCGGCCCCAAAAUGUCAACUAUGCAUUUUUGUACCAUCGCCUAUAAUACAUUCAAAUACAAAGUUGACGGUUAUCUGCUGCCAGAUGGUUAUGUUUUUGAGACUGGCAAAUGCUGGGAUCCCUAUGUAACGAGUAUGAUCGCACUCCUGAAAAGCAGCGUGCUACCCUUAAUGGAGAAGCUCCGUUUGAGCGGUCAGGAAUUUUGCAUCCUAAAGCAAAUCAUAAUGUAUACAGGGAAUAUCGACCUAUCCGAGGAUGGGCGCACAAUUGUGAAUGCCGCGCGGAAAAAGUAUGAACAGCUGCUGGUGUUUUAUGUGGAAGAAGUGUACGGACUUUUGGAUACGGAGGAGAAGCUUCUUCGGGUUCGACUGUUGUUGGAAUUGAAAAACGCUCUUGUGGCGGGCGGCCUCAUCGAAUUUGAACACGUCCGAAAAGAAAUCGAAGCCAGCGUCCGUAAAAACCUAUGUACAGUUUCCCCAUGCCUCGUCUACGAUAUGCAUUUUGGCAAAUUU
Messenger RNA from Mesorhabditis spiculigera, 1269 nucleotides. The record is from the annotation of a GenBank genome assembly. NCBI's taxonomy places the organism in Eukaryota, Metazoa, Nematoda, Chromadorea, Rhabditida, Rhabditidae.